AUGGCAGGGGACGUCACCUACGCGGCUGUGGCGAUGCUGCCGAGGGAAAGGCCCCGCGCUCCUCCAGGGACACCAAACCCAGGCACCGGGAAGUGCAGUGAAAUUUCUGUUUCAGUGGCUGAAAGAGAUCUCCACCUUGUUGUUGAAUUCGGUGAGGGUGUGGAAGCAUCUGGCAGAAUUAAGGAAAAGGAAAAUGCUGAACAAGCAGCCCUGGAAACACACCUCCCUUUUCAUGCAAGCUCCGCCUUUAUUGUUCCUCCACCUGGUGAUUGGCAGAGGCACAAAUGUCAGCGCUGCCCUCUCCCUACAGGAAACACCAUCACGUAUGCUGAGCUGCAUGUGAAGCCCCAGCCCCAAGGGAGCAGCAGAGCAGAGACUUCCGCUCCUGGCUGCCAGCACAGGAGCUCAGCCUGGUUCUACGUGGCGCUGGUCCUGGCAGUCCUCGUGCUCAUCCUGCUGGGAAUCGUGGCCAUACAAGCCAAGCAGUUUUUGAAGGGCAUAGCAGGAAAAUCAGGAAGUUUGCCCCAGUAUGGUCUGAACAGCACCAGCAGUGACAUUUCUUCAGAGAGGACUGUCUCAACAGCUCUCCUGAAACAGCUCGUGGAGGAGCUGUGUGAAGAUGGACGGGGGACAACGUGUGAGCUGUGUCCCCCUGGCUGGCAGCUGCACAGGGGCAGAUGUUACUUCUUCUCUGAGGAGGCCAGGAGCUGGGAGGACAGCCAGAAAAACUGCCUGGCCAGGAAAUCCCAGCUGCUUGUCUUUGAGGAUGAAAUUGAGAUGGAAUUUAUAGACAGCAAAGAUAAAGAUACCAAAUAUAUCUGGAUUGGCUCGGACAUCGAAGACAUGGAGAAAACACAGAGUUCAGUGGAAGAUCACAGAGUAAAAGAAAAGAGGACAGCUCUAAAAAGCACUGAGGGUGACAAGAACUGUGCUGUUUACAGAAGGAAAAACCUGAUCCAGACAGACAACUGCCAGACCUUAAAGGAGUGGAUCUGUAAGAAGAAUGCAACUUUGCUGGUGCUCUGAGCCACAUUUCCAGACAGCAGGCAGAGCUUCUCAUCAGAAGACCCAUUUUACAGACAAACCAACUUGUGAUGUGAAUAAUUUUCUUCAGACUUGCAGGGAAACUUGCACUUUGCUGUGCUGUGCUCCCCAAGAAGCCAGAAGACAGGUCCUGCAACGGGGCUGCAAGCUGGCACACGAGGAUUCUGGGGUGCUGAGCCUUCACACAGACAGAUCUUGGCAGCAGCUGCCUCAGGAAGGGUCAGAGGAGGAGAGAUACUCGUGGGGAGGAGCACUGUGCACAUAAACAGUGUGAUGUGCAGGAAUUGUGACCCCUGUGGGGCAUGAAAGGUGUGCUGGGCCCUCUGCUGUCAUCCCUGCUGAGCUGAGGACUUCUUAUUUGCGUUUCAGAAUUUUAUGUUUGUUGAAGUUUGUGGCCUUGGGGUUUUGUGGUUUUUUUCCUUGGGGUCUAUUUGUGACUCACAGAAGCCACUUGAGGGCUGGGAAAAAUGCAUCUAUUGGACAAUGUCUUAUUUAAAGCUGCUGCACAGCUACUUGGUGUGGACAACAGAUCAGGCAUGGAGUGACUUCUAACACUUGUGGUUAAUGAGCUGAUUGCUCCCAUCCUCUUCUGCUGCUGAGCCUUGGAAUCUGAAGGGAUUAACUAGGGAAGGGGCUUGGGUUGCAAAACAACAUUGCAGUGCAAGGAAAUAAAGUUGAUAA
Molecule: messenger RNA, 1725 nt
Organism: Melospiza georgiana
Lineage: Eukaryota; Metazoa; Chordata; Aves; Passeriformes; Passerellidae
Product: killer cell lectin-like receptor subfamily F member 1
Exons: 8
Coding region: 1-1026 (341 amino acids)
Source: RefSeq, a predicted model, not a curated record